Molecule: messenger RNA, 741 nt
Organism: Oncorhynchus mykiss (rainbow trout)
Lineage: Eukaryota; Metazoa; Chordata; Actinopteri; Salmoniformes; Salmonidae
Product: complexin-4-like
Biological process (GO): regulation of neurotransmitter secretion; neurotransmitter transport; synaptic vesicle exocytosis
Cellular component (GO): terminal bouton; SNARE complex
Molecular function (GO): syntaxin binding
Source: RefSeq, a predicted model, not a curated record
UGACCAAAACUUGAGGACAGAAAAAACAAAAGUGUUGCCUGCAAAUCCCCUUGUAGGAUAUUCACACAGUUGAAUCUGAUGGUAAGUAGUGGAGCAGUUUGGUGAAGAGCUACAGUAGUAGAGCACUGUCCAGUCCAGCUCUCUCCUACAGUGGACUACCAGAGGAAACAUUGUCUCCAUGGCCACCGAGGGGAUGUCUAGAGAGGAGGCAGAGGAGUACCAGAAACAGCUGGUGGAGGAAAAGAUGGAGAGAGAUUCAGAGUUCUUGGUAAAGAAGGCUGAGAGGGCUACAUUGAGAACGUGCUUAAGAGACAAAUACAGACUACCAAAGAGUGAACAGGAUGCAAACCUGAUGGAGUCGGCAGGAGACGACAUCGACGUGCCAGAAGAACUACUCAAAAUGGUGGACGAGGACGCCACAGAGGAGGAAGAGAAGGAUUCUAUCCUGGGCCAGAUACAGAACCUACAGAACAUGGACAUGGACCAGAUCAAGGAGAAAGCGUCGGCAACUAUGGUUGAGAUGAAAUCUAAAGCAGAGGAGAAGUGCUGUGUCAUGUGAUGAGAGAAAACAUUGGUUCAGUUGAUUAGUUCCUAAGCACCAAGUUUGACCAAGGAUAUAACUUCCAAGGUUGGACUUCCCUGAAAUAUUCCAGCUUUCCAGUAUUCUAAUCUAGACUGUGGACUUGGAUUGAUCCGAAACACGUAUAGUAGACCUUCUACACAGUCUAAAUUGAACCAGUC